This is a messenger RNA of Ficedula albicollis (Collared flycatcher), 1062 nucleotides long. It is a transcript of the gene ERBB3, whose product is annotated as erb-b2 receptor tyrosine kinase 3. Bases 1 to 1062 code for a protein of 353 amino acids. The transcript has 9 exons. The record is from RefSeq and is a predicted model, not a curated record. Lineage: Eukaryota; Metazoa; Chordata; Aves; Passeriformes; Muscicapidae.
AUGGUGGCCAUGGUAGCUGUGGCGGCCAUGGUGGCCAUGGUGGCCCCGGUGGCCCUGAUGACCCUGGUGGCUGUAAUGGUCGCCAUGGUGGCCAUGGUAGCUGUGGCGGCCAUGGUGGCCCUGGUGACCCUGGUGGCCCCGCCCUGGCUGCCCGCAGUGUGCGCGGGGACGCUGAACGGGCUGAGCGUGACCGGGGACGCGCAGCACCAGUACCAGACCCUGCACAAGAUGUACAACAACUGCGAGAUCGUCAUGGGCAACCUGGAGAUCGUCCUCAUCGACCACAGCCAGGACCUCUCCUUCCUCCAGACCAUCCGCGAGGUGACCGGCUACAUCCUGAUCGCCAUGAACGUGUUCGCGGCGCUGCCGCUGCAGAACCUGCGCGUCAUCCGCGGCACGCAGUUCUACGAGGAGCGGUUCGCGCUCUUCGUGCUGCUCAACUACAACCCCAACAACACCCAGGCGCUGCGGCAGCUGCGGCUGCACCAGCUCACCGAGAUCCUGGCGGGGGGGGUGUACAUCGAGAAGAACGCGCAGCUCUGCCACGUGGACACGGUGGAGUGGAGGGACAUCAUGAGGGACACGCGGCUGGAGCCGCUCGUGAGGGACAACGGGCACGGCUGUGCCCCGUGCCACGAGAGCUGCGGCGGUCACUGCUGGGGGCCGGGCCCCGAGGACUGCCAGAAAUGUGGGCGCGCCCCGACGCUGAUCGCGGUCAUGGUGGUCGGCGCCGUUUUCCUCUCGUGCUCUCUGGUGCUGCUGGCGCUGCUCUACUGGCGCGGCAAGAAGAUCCAGAAGAAACGCGCGAUGCGGCGCUACCUGGAGCGGGGCGAGGGAAUCUGGAUCCCGGACGGGGAUUCCAUCAAGAUCCCGGUGAGCAUCAAGGUGAUCCAGGACUGGAGCGGGCAGCAAUCCUUCCACGCCGUCACCGACGUGAGUGUCCCCCUGGUGCUGUGGGUGGGUUUGGGGGUGUUCCAAGUGUCCCCCCGAAUCCCGGGGUGCUCUGGGGAUGCUCCAGGGAUGUUCCAGGUGCCCCCCUGGACCCGGGGUGUGUCCCCCUGA